Messenger RNA from Durusdinium trenchii, 429 nucleotides. NCBI's taxonomy places the organism in Eukaryota, Dinophyceae, Suessiales, Symbiodiniaceae. The record is from the annotation of a GenBank genome assembly.
AUGCACACAGAUGAUUCUGAUAUCACUUUCAAUGUUUGCCUAGGUUUUGAUUUUACUGGUGCCACCCUGACGUUCUGUGGCUACAUGGGCGCUGCAGACCAUCGCAAGGCUUAUGCUUCUCAGGUGGGGCGCGCAGUGAUUCAUCCAGGCAAUCGUCGCCAUGGUGCGGACGAUAUUGAGUCUGGCACGCGAAUGAACCUGAUUGUUUGGUCUCACAACAAAGCUUGGCGCCGUGCACACCCAAGCAGAUUGCGUCGAGAAUACUAUGCCAAAGAGGAUGGGCCACCAGAUCCAGUUUGCCUAAGCUAUACUCAUGACCGGGAUUUCCUGGCCUACAAGAAGCCACCCAAAGGACGUGCUGGUGGACGAAACAGACCUUGGCCCCCUGGCGGUCUCGCCUGGCGGUCCUUGAGACAGAGCUCGAUUUGA